CAACAAAAAUGAAGAAGCUAAAUUCCUCAUUAUCUUCUCCAUGUACGACGACGACGACGAUCAUCAUCAUCAUCUUCUUCUUCUUCCCCCACCCCACCCUACCCCAACCCACUCCCCCAUCCUACCCCCCAUCCUCCUUCCCCAACCCCCGCCUCUUCAACGCCUACCUCGCCCUCCAAGCCUGGAAGCUCGCCAUCACCGCCGACCCCAAUUCCUUCACCGCCAAUUGGUACGGCCCCGCCGUCUGCAACUACUCCGGCGUCUACUGCGCCCCCGCCCCCGACGACCCCUACGCCACCACCGUCGCCGGAAUCGACCUCAACCACGCCGGAAUCUCCGGCACCCUUCCCGCCGACCUCACCCUCCUCUCCGACCUCGCCCUCCUCCACCUCAACUCCAAUCACUUUUCCGGCGACAUCCCCCGCCGUUUCCAGGACCUCCGCCGCCUCUUCGAGCUCGACCUCAGCAACAACGCCUUCUGCGGCCACUUCCCCGCCGCCCUCCUCCGCCUGCCGGAGCUCAAAUUUCUGGACCUCCGAUUCAACCAAUUCCAGGGCAAACUCCCGCCGGAAAUCUUCGAUUCAAACCUCGACGCCAUUUUUAUCAACAACAACCACUUCCAGGCGGCGCUGCCGCCGAAUCUCGGCAAUUCGACGGCGUCGGUCAUCGUCCUGGCGAAUAAUAAUCUCCAGGGCUGCCUGCCGCCGGAGAUCGGGAGGAUGUCGGAGACUCUGAACGAGAUCAUCUUAUCGGAAAAUCAGCUCACCGCCUGUCUGCCGCCGGAGAUCGGCCGGCUGAAGAGGCUGACGGUGUUCGACGUCAGCCGGAACAACUUCGUCGGCGCCCUGCCGGAAUCCAUGGCGAACAUGGUCAGCCUGGAGCAGCUCAACGUGGCGCACAAUCGGCUCUCGGGGAAUAUUCCGGCGAGCAUAUGCUCCUUGCCCCGCCUGGCAAAUUUCACCUUUUCCGAUAACUACUUCUGCGGCGAGCCGCCGGUGUGUCUGAAAUUGAAGGAUAAGGAUGACUCUAGGAAUUGUAUUCCGUACAGACCGGAGCAACGGUCCGCCGGCGAAUGCCGCGAUUUUUACAAGACUCCGGUCGACUGUAGUAUCUACAGCUGUUCCCGGCGGCCGCCGCCGCCCCCGCCGCCGCCGAAGGAGUAUUAUCACUAAAUUAAUUACUAUAAUAUUGAUUAAAAGAACAAUUUAUACAGUGCUUUUUGUUACACUAUUUUUUUUUUUCAUUUUAAUAAAUGCCGAGUAAUAAAGAACGAACAAUACGUGCAAUGAAAGUUUUUCAUUUGAUUUGAUUAUUAAUG
This is a messenger RNA of Andrographis paniculata, 1318 nucleotides long. RefSeq names its product leucine-rich repeat extensin-like protein 6. The record is from RefSeq and is a predicted model, not a curated record. The transcript has a single exon. NCBI's taxonomy places the organism in Eukaryota, Viridiplantae, Streptophyta, Magnoliopsida, Lamiales, Acanthaceae. The coding region runs from base 9 to 1172 and encodes 387 amino acids. Gene Ontology annotation, molecular function: protein binding.